This is a messenger RNA of Pelodiscus sinensis (Chinese soft-shelled turtle), 7805 nucleotides long. Lineage: Eukaryota; Metazoa; Chordata; Testudines; Trionychidae. The record is from RefSeq and is a predicted model, not a curated record.
GGAGGAAGGGCGCGCCAGUCCCUCCCUGUGGGCUGUGAGGGCCGCCUGUCCUUGGCGACCGUGCGUCUGUGGCCGCAGCCUGUCUCUUGGGGUAGGGAGUCAAAAGACUCCAGCGGGCGAGGUUGCUCCCCUCAUCCUGGGCCGAAGCAGGGAGGUGAGGGGCUGGGGAUUUGACAAGUGGAGGCGAAAUGAUCUGCCACCCGAAAUCUCACCCAGGCUGUCUGACGCUGCUCUGCUGCAGGAGCACAAAACUCCCUAGUGGGAUGUUAGUCGGAGAAUAGAGUAUUGCCCUCACAGGUGUCGAGUUCAGUGACUUAAGUCAACUAGGGAGGAAGAUUCUGACUAAUCAAUUAACCAGUUAAACAUUAGGGUGACCUGACUUAGUAGAGUGCUGGGUGGGCUUGCCUCCAAGACUUGGUCCUCCCAACCCCUAUGCUGGGGCUACCUCCAGCUCCUGCCUAGGGCUGGGGCUGUUGCUGGCUCCUGACUACCCUGGGACUGGGGCUAAUACCAGCUUCUUCCUCCUCUUCCCGCAUGCACACUGGGGCUGCCACAGUGCAUGGGGGCCAGGCAGGGUUGGAAGAGCCGUCUGCCCACAGUCUCUGUGAGGCUACUCCUGGGUGCUGAUUAACCGGUUACCCAUGCAUUUUCCCCACUACUAACAUCUGUGUGGAAAGUGCUGUUAAUCUUAAUAUUGGGUUUUAAUAUUUAAUCUUGACAUUGGGGUUUGUUUUUUAACAAGAUUUCUGUUCUGAAAAGAUUUUGGAAAGAGCAAAACUAAUCUAUGUAAGGAUAAUAUCUUCCAUCUGUCUCAGUGUAUUUCACAAACUAUAGCAGCACACUCUUCUGCAUAUUAAACAAAUGUGCCACAUUUCUUCUGUUUGUACACCUCAAUGUUACACGAUAAGCUAGAAUGAGAAGAGCCUAGGUUUUAAGUAUUUAGUAAAUGCUUAAAGUAUGCAAACCCAAUUAAAAAUUGAUCAGAAUAUUUUCAUAAUCUGUUGAAAAUUUCAGAACUGAAUUCUGGCUUCACCGUAAAUCUUUUCAGUUGCUUAUGAAGUUUCUGAUAUUAAAGCUGCACUACUGAAAUGAAGAAAAGGAGAAAGCUCCCUGGAAAUCUAAAUGAGAAGAUACAUCUUAGCCAUGAGAAAAAUAUUUCAGAUGGGAUUUUUGUAGUAGAUUCUGACCAAGAACCUGCCACCAAAUCUGCAGAAGUACCUGUUGUAGACCAGGUUGAAUGUUCCCAAGAACUUCCUCCAUCACCAGAAGAAAGGAAACUCUUAAGUUCGCUGCAGUAUAAUAAAAAUCUACUUAAAUAUUUAAAUGAUGAUAGACAGAAGCAACCAUCUUUUUGUGACUUACUCAUAAUAGUAGAAGGAAAAGAAUUUAAUGCACAUAAAGUUGUUGUAGCUGUUGGCAGUAGUUAUUUUCAUGCUUGUUUGAGCAAAAACCCAAGUACGGAUGUUGUCACACUGGAUCAUGUAACUCCCUCUGUUUUUCAGCAUUUGCUUGAAUUUUUGUAUACUUCUGAGUUUUUUGUGUAUAAAAAUGAAAUCCCUUCAGUGUUGGAAGCAGCAAAAUUUUUAGACAUUAUAGAUGCAGUCAAACUGCUCAAUAAUGAAAAUAUCUCCAGCUUACAAUCUGAAGUAGUAACUGAAAACCCAAUACCAGCUGAAACUGUCAAUGAAUUGACUGGUAAACUAUCAAAUAGUAAUCAGUGCACUUUUUGUAGUCGAAGCUUCUGUUACAAGAAAUCAUUAGAAAACCACUUGGCAAAAGCACACAGAUCCCUUCCACAGGAAAAAAACCAUGGACUAAAAAUGGUUGAGAGAGAAGACUUUUCUACCAGAAGAUCUACAAGGAACCGUAAAUGUCCAGCUAAGUUUGAUAACAGUGAUAAUGAAAGCAGUGAUGUAUCUGACAGCAACUUAGAUAAAGUCUCUUCUGAGAGAGAAACAUCUGUUAAAAAUGAAUUUGAAGAUAGUGGAAGUGAGUGCAAUGCAGACGAAGAGGGUCAGGAAGAAGAAAUAUCAGAUGAAGAUUCUGAGACUGAAGAGCAAAGUAAAAAAGAUGCUACUGAAGCGAGUCCUGAGCCAGUUGAGUCUGUAGGAAAUAUUCCUGAAGGCUUAGCUCCAAUUAUCAUUCAGAGUAGUAGCAAAAAACUGUUGCAGUGUCCCAAGUGUGACAAAACAUUUGAUAGAACAGGGAAGCUUGAGAUCCAUACCCGUGUGCACACAGGUGAGAAGCCAUUCGAGUGUGAUAUUUGUCAUCAGCGGUAUUCCACAAAAUCUAACCUGACAGUUCACAGAAAAAAACACAAUAAUGAAACAGAAUUUCAUAAGAAGGAGCACAAAUGUCCAUACUGUAAUAAAUUGCAUGCAAGCAAAAAGACCCUAGCAAAACAUGUGAAGAGGUUUCAUCCAGAGAAUGUACAAGAAUUUCUUUCACUUAAAAAGACAAAAAGUGAAGGCUGGAAAUGUGAUAUUUGUAAGAAAUCUUUUGCUCGAAGACCCCAUUUGGAAGAACAUAUGAUUCUUCACACUCAGGAUAAACCCUUCAAGUGUACCUAUUGUGAUGAGCACUUUAAAUCCCGGUUUGCAAGAUUGAAGCAUCAAGAAAAAUUCCAUCUUGGCCCUUUCCCAUGUGAUAUUUGCGGUCGUCAGUUCAAUGACACUAGAAAUCUAAAACGCCAUAUAGAAUGUACUCAUGGGGGAAAGAGAAAAUGGGUGUGUUUUAUAUGUGGAAAAUCAGUCAGAGAAAGGACAACUUUGAAAGAACAUAUGAGAAUUCAUAGUGGGGAGAAGCCUCAUCUUUGUAGUAUUUGUGGGCAGAGUUUUCGCCAUGGAAGCUCCUACAGACUUCAUCUGCGUGUUCACCAUAAUGACAAGAGGUAUGAAUGUGAAGAAUGUGGGAAAACAUUUAUUCGGCAUGACCAUCUAACAAAACACAAAAAAAUACACUCAGGUGAAAAAGCACAUCAGUGUGAGGAGUGUGGAAAGUGUUUUGGCCGCAGAGACCAUCUAACUGUCCAUUACAAAAGUGUUCAUCUAGGCGAGAAAGUGUGGCAAAAAUAUAAAACAACAUUUCAUCAGUGUGAUGUCUGCAAGAAAGUUGUUAAAGGGAAAUCAAGUUUGGAAAUGCAUUUUAGGACACAUUCAGGUGAGAAGCCAUAUGAAUGUCAAAUUUGUAGUCAGUCCUUCAGAAUUAAGAAGACAUUAACAAAACACAUGGUUAUUCAUUCAGAGGCUCGACCUUUUAACUGCCAGCAUUGCAAUGCAACAUUUAAACGAAAAGACAAAUUGAAAUACCAUAUUGACCAUGUGCAUGGAACAAAGGCUGCAGAAGAAAUAGUAACCACAUCUGAGGAAAAAGUAAUCUCCUUACCGGUACAAUAUAGCUCUGAUGACAAACUUUUCCAAACUGAUUCUAAACCAUAUAUGGAGCAGCCUGAAGUUUAUGAAACAGAAGCGAAGCCUAUGCUACAGAAUGUACCAACAGAAGUAUGUGUGCCGGUAACACUGGUGCCAGUUCAAAUGCGAGAACCUCAAGCUGAUCUAAUACAACAUACCACUACUCUCUCACCCCAGUCUCAUGGCAUUCUUCCCCCACAGGCUCAGCAGCCAGAUUAUCAACGAGCAACAGAUCUGGCAUUUCUGGAAAAAUAUACUCUCACUCCCCAGCCUGCAAAUAUAGUUCAUCCUGUCAGACCUGAGCAACUGUUGGAUCCUAGAGACCAGUCUUACCUUGGAACUUUAUUAGGGCUUGAUACUGCUCCAGCUGUUACCAAUAUAUCAAAUAACGAACAUUCAUGAUCAGGUUGUAACAUUCCACCUAAUUUACUAAGCCAUUGGUCACCAGAAAGUCAAUAUGGCUAUUGAGUUUUUUAGUUUAUUUGGACUUCUAGUCUUCUGAACAAUUUUGUGUAGUGCAAGGAAAAAAAUUGAUUUGUUUACAUAUAUGACCAUUAAGACUAUUUUAUGUAUAUUUAUAGUGUUUCCUGUGGUUUUAAAGACUUUUAAAUCAUAUAAAAGGUCUUUUGAAAAUAGGUUCUCGAAUAUCAUUUAAGAAUACUAGCUGCAGCAAACAUUAAUCCCUUACCUGGCCAUUAAUGAAAAUAACUGUUCACUUUCCAAAUAAAUGUUUCUGUGGGUAAUGGAAAGCAUACUAGAAGACUUAAGGUUAUGGCCAAUUCAUUAAAGUCAUGAUUGGAAAGGAACAUGAAAUUAAACCUCUUAAUACCUCACCUUAAAUUAAAAUUUAAUGUAAUCCUAGACAAACUUAGUAAAAAAAAAUGUAAUCAUAAUUCAUAUGUUUAGUGGAAUUUGAUUAUAAACGAUAUUCGUGGUCUCUUAACCUUGGUUGUCUUCUAGAACAUUUCCAACAUUUGGGCCUUUAAAAGGUUGAGAAAUUUCACCCUCAGGCAGUAAUUAAAGAUAGGAAUAGUUCAAUUGUUAAGGAGCACGGAGUCAAACCAAGCUGAAGCCCUUACAAAUAUACUGAUUUCCACAUUACUGCUGUGUAAAGUAAUUGGGGGGAAAAAAACCUUUUCAGAAAAUUAAUGUAUUUAAAUUUAUUAAGAGAUUAAUGAAAUUGGCAAUUAUCAGUCUUCAUUUGGCUUCUGGGAAGAAUGUGAAAGGAAGUAAUUUGCUUUUUCAUGUUAUGUGAUAUACAUAAUAUAUGUGACAAAUAAUUAAGAAGAAGAAAGGAGAUUAGAACAUGUAAGGGGUCUAACUAUUCUUUUAGUGUUUCCUUACUGUUUUCUUAAUGUAGAACCAUAUCUCAUCCACUAUCUAGAAAUUUUAAAUUAAAUCCUACAAAUUCUCUUCUAAGUAGACGUGUGCAAAUCUAUGGAUCAUUUUUGCGUAUUAUGGAUUGGAUGCACAUACAAACUUUGUAUUUAUAUAAGGCUCUACUUCUAACCUCAUUCUCAAAACAAUACUUUCAUUUUUGUAGACUCAGUCUUACACCAAAGGAAAUACACAAGUAUGAUUCUAUUAUAUCUUAGUUAUGUCUCAUUAGGAAUUCUUUUUUAAAUUAAACUUUCCCUGCAUUCCUUAAAAAUCUGGAUCUCUCACUUAUAUUACUGUAAGUUAUGUUUAUCCAAUUUCUAAAUCGUGAAACUGGAAGUUCAUUUGCUAUGGUCAGUUACUGUUAAACGUUUUCAUUUGGUAGGAGCAUAAGUAAUCUCUGAAAAAAAUCAUACUGUUACUACAAAUUCUUAAUGAACCUAUCCUGUAAAAUGUUAAUUAACUUCGCAUGAGGAAUUUGAAUGCUUUGCAGGACUGGGGCUAGAGCUGGGUGUCUGGUAAUGUUGAAAAGCUUUUCAACUUGAGUCUCACCUAAGUGCACCAAAGAUUUUCUAUUUGCAGUUGCAUUAUAGUAGGAUGCAUAGAAUUUAAUGUAUUAUUUAAAUAAGGACUUGUCCAAAGAAGCACAAUAGAAGUCCUAGACAUACAGAUCUUUAAAAUUCAGUACCUAUAAUAGAACUAAGAGUAUGUUUAACUGUUUUGUGUUAUAUGUACAAAGCAAGAUUAGAGAUAAAUACUUGGAGAAUGUUCAUACUGAGAUGCUGUGCAUAUACGUCAAGUAAAAAGAUGAGUACUAAUUAAUAUACAAAAAUAUUCAAGCUAUUGAAUGCCACCUUCUAAAAAGACACUCUCAAGCACUGUACUCCCUGCUUGUCCUCUGAAAAAAAUAAAGUUACGACCACCAUGUUUACACCUCAAUGGACAAAAAUAUAGUUGAAUUUCAAAUUUUCAAGUUGACAAGCACUGGAUUAUUUUACUCCUUUGAACAUUGAUAUUGUGUAUGCAACACAAGUCAAUGUGCUUUCCAACGUUUAUGUUCAUAUCUUUAAAGACUAGCUAACUGAUAAACUAACAUCAGUGCUGUGAGCACAGUUCUGAGACUGAUAGUCUAACUGCAUCAUUUACUGACUCUUUGUCUGCAAUGAGGAGAGGAUUGCAAUUAAAUAGGUAUACAAAUAUUUGUAGUUACGUUUUUUGUUUUUUUUUAAUUCGAUCAGUCUGUAACACACUUAACAUUAUUUAAAUGUUGAGAUUGAAUUUGGGGCAUAUAUUAGUGCUCUUUUAAGUCUGUUAGGAUUGUGCCUAUUUAUACAUGUACUGUUCACUUUAGUUGAUAAUUAAAUAAAACAAAGUCAAUAUUUUCAAAAGUGCCUAGUGACUUUGGGUGCUCAACUUGAGACACUUUAGAAGUGUUUAAGUUGAGUACCCCAAAUCAUUAAUUCUCUUUAAAAUGUUGGCCUAAUAGUUCUUUAGUGCAGUUUUACAAUUAGCCAGUUUGCCUCUUCACCAUGUAGUCAGGCUCAAUUAUUUCCAGUGAAGGAAAAAUAGUUCAGGCAGGAAAACUUACAUAAAAGUGCUAGAUUAAAAUAGUUUGUUUUAUAUAUGCUGGGUUUUGAUUCUUAUGGUGUAUGGGUAUAGUGAAUUUGCAUAUGAGUUAAGUAAAUCUCCAUGGACUGGUACUUCAUUGUGUAAGGAGGAAUGGAUGAUCUUCAACCUGACAGAAUAAAACGUCCGGGCCCCGAGAGAAGUAUGAACCAUCUUGACUGCAUAGACCAGAACUCCUUUGGUCAUGGUACUUUCGUAUCAAUAAACACAUCUUUGUACCUAUUUAACAAGAACAUGUUCAGUAAGCAUUGAAAGAGUUUUCAAAAUUAAGGCUGUUUUAAUUUGGUAGCAUAGACUCAGCUCACCACUUAGAGCUGAAAGAGGAAGUGGAUGUCUUUAAAAAUGUCACUUUCUGAUCGGUGCCAAAGGUUUUAAAGUUGUUUUUGUGGGUGGGGAAAAAAAUUUUUUGGAGGAAAAUUUGUGCUCUAAGUCUUUCUGUAAAAUUUUCUUUAUCUUACACGCUUGGCUGUAAUUCUGUAUAAAUCACUGCAUUUAUAUCUGUUUGAAUAUUGCAUAUCUUUCAAAAAUUAACUUCCCUCAUAUUUACUUUGUCACUGGUUAUUCCAGCAUAUCAAACCUUUCAAUGGGUUUUAUAUAUAUAUUUUUAAUUUUUAAGAAAUCCUUCCUGAUCAUUGCUACUUUUUCUACAAUACUAUCAAUUUCCCUGGCUGUCCUCAUUCUGAACAGCAGCAGCAAUAGUGUACACAACAAUAUAAUCCCUUUAAACAUAAAAUAAUUACCCUACUUUUAAAUUUGCAUAAUUUUUAGAGACUAAUCAUGUCACACAUACCCUUCAGAAAUAAAGGUCUUAAAAUGUAAAGAAAAGACACUGUAGUCAUCAUUCCUGGUGAGAAACAUGUUGAGAACUGGAUUUUCCAGGCAGGUCAUUUGUUCCAGUAUCCAAAUCAUAAUGUUCCAGAGCAAGUCAACAGUCUCUUUAGAAUGUGUUUGUUGGAGUUUAAAAUUCAUUAUUUUUUCCCCUUUUAAAAAUGGAACUUGCUUGUAAAGCAGACGUGAACUGUGAGAAUCUAGUUGCUGGAGAAGGGAAAGGCAGGUACUUUGAUAAAAACCAUAACUAUCCUUUCUAUUUCAUAACUUUUCUGAUGCAUUAUAGGAGACUGUUUUCAAACUGACGUUCCCCAUAACAAACCAUGUUUUAAAACGUUAAACUUUUUUAUAUCAAAAGCAAAAUAAAAAUAUAAUGGCAAUACUUUGCCACUGUUGUAUGAAAUACUGCGUUUUGAGUGUGAGCUGUAUAGGUUGAUAUUUUAGGUGGAAGUCUUUUUAAGUACAACUUGCCAUUUUUUAGUGAAAUCUCUGCUCUAAAACAUUGUGAUUGUAGUCUGUAUAAUUGUCUGUGUAAUUCUGUUCAAUAUUAAAUAUCUAAAAUUC